UGUAUAUUGCUUAGCUUGGUUCUAAGAAUUUUGCUAGCAGCGUAGUUCUUGUCAUUUCUUUCGAUUUGAGACACGGAACCAGAGAAGCCAGAUUUACAGACCCUGUCUGCAGAUAUUUGAAAUUUUUACCUGGCAUCUCUGCACGGAACUACUUUCUGAUUAUUUGGUUGUUGUGUAUAGCUGUGGCGUGUACUUGUGGUAAUAGUGAAAUAAACAUAGCAGCAGAUUGGAGGAAACAUUGAAACGAUGUCCAAGCAGUUCAAACGUAAACAAUCGCAGAAUACAGCACUGUCGACCAAUUCUAACUGGAACAUAGAUGAUUAUCGAACUAUUCAUGAGCCAGAUGAACAUUGGGACCUACGGCGCACUUUUAUGUUGCGACAUCAGCACGCGAUUCCGGAGGAUGAACUCGUCUGCAUGGCUCAGGUAUUUGUCAAUGUGGAGUUGUUGCACUGCCGAUAUCCUUUGGAAACCAUGGAACGACUUAAGGAAUUAUCUGAAGGAGUUGCCAAUGAGUAUCGUGCUUCCAGAAGGAACAAACUUCAACGCACGUUCGUUUCGGCUUCGGAUGCUGCAGCAUCCAAGGUACAACGUAAGGGACCCGAAGAACAGGUUUCCCACAGUGGCUCACAGCUAAGAGCAGAAUACUCGAGGAAGUUCAAACCAGUACAGGAUAUUCAAACUAUUGAGGAUGUUUACAACAAUGUCGUGUUGAUGAAUAACAACUAUGAACAAACCAAAAUAGAGUUUGACAAAUUAGGAACGGGUCAGAUGCAACUUGUUACUUCGAGAGGCUCGAGCGGAAACGUCUUAGCCCAGAUACAGAUAGCACAGUUUGUCUUAGCCAAAGCGUUAUGCGAUGGAGAAAAAUCGGCUAAGAAAGAUGUGAAAGAGUUGUUCCUAAAUACGAUGGCUCAACAUUGCUACAAAAUUAUCCGAAAGAAACAGUCCGUCAGCUUGAACAGCCAGAGUAUCGAACGAAAGGAAGUGGAUGGAACCGUUAACCAUCGGGGACAAAAGAUUGUGAAUGACUUCAAGGAGCAAAAAAUUGACGAAAGCAAUUUGGGAUUCAAGUUACUUCAGAAACUCGGCUGGGGCGGUGGUUCUUUGGGAUCUAGAAGCGGUGGUAUUGUUGAUCCCAUUAACUGUCAGAUCAAAAUUGGUCGUCAAGGUCUUGGUGGUGGUGGUGGUAGUGGUAGUGGUGGACAAACUGAAAAUCCAACAAAAAAACAGAAAAUUAAUCCCACCGACCAAACCUACGAGAUCGAUAUUAAUUUCUACAAGCGGACUAUGCAAAAUUUUCGAGACAGUGGCAUUGAGUACGAUUUAGUAUUUAGCAAUGAGUUCACCAAGGAAGAACGAGCUUUAUUCCACAGCAUGGCUCAACGGUUGAAUCUGAAAACUCGUAGUUUCGGUAGUGACAAAGAUGGGUCAAGGCAGUUUGUACUGUUAGGGCGCAAACUGACACCGCACGAGCUGCUGGAUCGAAUUCUCGUUGAAAAAGAUCCUAUCUUUUGCGAAAUGUACUAUGUAGAAGCUCCGGAAUCUGAUAAAAGCGAUGAUUAAAAUAUAAGUAGAUUUCUUCUAAA
Malaya genurostris is the source of this 1589-nucleotide messenger RNA. RefSeq names its product NF-kappa-B-repressing factor-like. NCBI's taxonomy places the organism in Eukaryota, Metazoa, Arthropoda, Insecta, Diptera, Culicidae. The transcript has 4 exons. The coding region runs from base 247 to 1566 and encodes 439 amino acids. The record is from RefSeq and is a predicted model, not a curated record. Gene Ontology annotation, molecular function: nucleic acid binding.